Messenger RNA from Nannochloropsis gaditana CCMP526, 109 nucleotides. RefSeq lists its product as uncharacterized. Gene Ontology annotation, biological process: positive regulation of ubiquitin protein ligase activity; anaphase-promoting complex-dependent catabolic process; positive regulation of anaphase-promoting complex-dependent catabolic process. The record is from RefSeq and is a predicted model, not a curated record. Gene Ontology annotation, cellular component: anaphase-promoting complex. Gene Ontology annotation, molecular function: ubiquitin ligase activator activity; anaphase-promoting complex binding; protein binding. The transcript has a single exon. The annotation marks the transcript as partial.
AAGAGGUGUGUGGCCUUAGGUGGUCCUUUGACGAAUGUCAUCUCGCGUCAGGUGGGAACGACAACAAGCUCUACGUGUGGAACCAACACAGCAGCCAACCGAUCCAGAA